Carassius auratus (goldfish) is the source of this 4254-nucleotide messenger RNA. It is a transcript of the gene dla, whose product is annotated as deltaA. Gene Ontology annotation, biological process: multicellular organism development; cell communication; Notch signaling pathway. NCBI's taxonomy places the organism in Eukaryota, Metazoa, Chordata, Actinopteri, Cypriniformes, Cyprinidae. Gene Ontology annotation, molecular function: calcium ion binding; Notch binding. Gene Ontology annotation, cellular component: membrane. Bases 689 to 3016 code for a protein of 775 amino acids. The transcript is spliced from 11 exons. The record is from RefSeq and is a predicted model, not a curated record.
UUGUAUGUGUUUUCUGAUGCAAAUAAUAUAUCUAUAGGCCUAAUAAAUAACCUAACACCUAAAUCUUCAAGUUGUAAAUGAACGUCACUUUUACGCACACACGAGCAGCGCUGAUGUGUUUGGGAGAGCUUGGUUGGUUGCAAGGGAGCUGCAUUGUAAAGCGUGGGACAGAUUGGGGGUAGUGGUUCAUUAGCAUAUUAUUACCCCGGCAUGUGGCACUCCGUAUAAAACUGGCGGCAGGCGGCCUCGCUCCAGAUACAAACACACACUGUCCGCUGGAGAAGGACGUGAGGAGGGAUGCUGGACCAGUGACGAACUCUGGUUUAUAAUCAGACGAAGCAGGAACUAAAAGAAUACACACGAGCAUCUUUUCAACUUUUCUUCUCCGACUUCUUAGGAUUAUAUCAUUCCGACGGAAUUCAACAAGUCUUUAUAUUUCAAUCUGGGACUUUUCAGUUUGUUUUGGACACACUUUUUCGGGGAAGAACUGGGGAUUCUGUUGCUUUGUGCGCACUUGACAUGAAAGGGAACUGCAUUCACGCUCAGUCUCUUUUGAAAGCAAGCCUCUUCCAAUGAAUCAGUCGCAGAAAAGAAAAGGCUUUUAAUACGAGGGAUCCCCUGGCUGAUCUGGGAGCAUCCAAGUUGCUCAAAGACUUUCAAUAACCUAUUUAUUAAUUAUUUAUUCAUCAUGGGACGCUACUUACUGUUGCUCUUCUCCAUCAUGUACAUGCUGCUCUGCCAGGCGUCUUCCUCAGGCGUCUUCGAGCUGAAGUUGCAGGAGUUUUUGAACAAGAAGGGUGUGCAAGGCAACAAGAACUGCUGUAAAGGUGGACUGACCACACAGUACCAGCAGUGCGAUUGCAAGACUUUUUUCCGCAUCUGCUUGAAACAUUAUCAGCCCAAUGCUUCUCCAGAGCCGCCCUGCACCUACGGAGGCACCGUCACCCCCGUGCUGGGCUCCAACUCUUUCCAAGUGCCAGAUACCUUACCGGAUGGCUCUUUCACCAAUCCCAUCAGGAUGAAUUUCGGUUUCACGUGGCCGGGAACCUUUUCUCUUAUCAUCGAAGCAGUGCAUGCUGAUUCCAAAGAGGAUCUGACAACAGAAAACCCAGAGCGCAUCAUCAGUACCAUGACCACACAGCGGCACUUGACUGUGGGCGAGGACUGGUCCCAGGACCUGCACAGCGCGGGUCGAACCGAGCUCAAGUACUCCUACCGCUUUGUGUGUGACGAGCACUACUACGGCGAGGGAUGCUCUGUGUUCUGCCGGCCCAGAGAUGAUGCAUUCGGGCAUUUCACCUGCGGAGAACGUGGAGAAAUCAUCUGCGACGCCGGCUGGAAGGGCCAGUACUGCACAGAACCAAUUUGCCUCCCGGGAUGCGAUGAGGAGCACGGCUUCUGCGAGAAACCUGGAGAGUGCAAGUGCAGAGUGGGGUUUAAAGGCCGCUACUGUGAUGAGUGCAUACGUUACCCAGGGUGCCUUCAUGGAACCUGCCAGCAACCAUGGCAAUGCAACUGCCAGGAAGGCUGGGGUGGCCUCUUCUGCAACCAAGAUCUGAACUACUGCACACAUCAUAAGCCCUGCCUGAAUGGAGCCACUUGUAGCAACACCGGUCAGGGCAGCUACACCUGUUCCUGUCGGCCAGGGUUCGCAGGAGCCAGCUGUGAGAUCCAGGUCAAUGAAUGCACAGGAAACCCCUGCCGCAAUGGAGGAAGCUGCACUGACAUGGAGAACACCUACAGCUGUACCUGUCCUCCUGGCUUCUAUGGUAACAACUGUGAGCUUAGUGCCAUGACGUGUGCAGAUGGGCCAUGCUUUAAUGGUGGACGCUGUGCAGACAACCCUGACGGUGGGUACUUCUGCCAGUGUCCCACAGGAUUCGCAGGGUUCAACUGUGAGAAGAAGAUCGACCAUUGCUCCUCCAGUCCAUGCUCUAAUGGUGCACGCUGCGUCGACCUGGUGAACUCAUACCUGUGCCAGUGUCCUGAAGGGUUCACGGGUAUGAACUGUGAUCGUGCCGGGGAUGAGUGCUCGCUGUAUCCCUGCCAAAAUGGGGGGACUUGUCAGGAAGGGGCUAGCGGUUACAUCUGCACGUGCCCACCUGGAUACACCGGACGAAACUGCAGCUCACCUGUGAGCCGCUGUCAACACAACCCCUGCCAUAAUGGCGCCACCUGCCACGAGAGGAACAACCGCUACGUGUGCGCUUGCGUUCCGGGAUACGGAGGACGCAACUGCCAGUUCUUGCUUCCGGACAGAGCGUCCCAAAUUGGCAGCGACAUUCCCUGGACUGCUGUGGGAUCGGGAGUCCUGCUGGUGCUGUUGUUGGUAGUUGCAUGCGCCGUGGUGGUGGUUUGCGUUCGCUCGAAGGUUCAGCAGCGCCGAAGGGAUAGGGAGGAGGAGGUCGCCAAUGGGGAAAACGAAACGAUCAACAACCUCACAAACAACUGUCACCGUGACAAAGACCUGGCCGUAAGUGUCAUCGGGGGAGCACCUUUAAAGAACAUCAACAAGAAGAUUGAUUUUCACAGUGAUCACGAAGACUUGAGCAUGAAAACUGAGAAGGAGAAGAGGAGCUAUAAGACACGACAAGCGCCUGCAGACUACAACCUGGUGCAUGAAGUAAAAUACGAGAUGAAGCAUGAGGUGAAACUGGAGCACGCUGGGAAGGAGAUGGCGGCAAAGGAGUUGUCCGAGAGCUGCGAUGACGUGAAGUGCCAAUCUCUGCUGGAUUCUUCUGAAUUUGAGGAGAAGCGCAGGAAACGUCUGAAAAGUGAUGCAUCAGAAAAGUCCAAAUAUUCAGAGUCGAGGUAUUCUGAAUCAAAGUACUCAGAAUCAAAGUACUCAGAAUCAAAGUAUUCAGAAUCAAAGUAUUCCGAUUCGCUGUAUUCCGAGCCAGCAUGUGCGUCGGCAUGUGCAUCAGCAUCCACGUCGGCUUGUGUCGACACCAAAUACAAAUCCGUCAUGGUGAUGUCGGAGGAAAAAGAUGAAUGUGUAAUCGCAACUGAGGUGUAAUGGGCCUGCAGGAAGCCGAUGCUCAUUCUGUCCUAUGGGAGACAUUUUGAACUCCCUCAGAAAAUGCUGCUGCUCGAAACCUGGUGGAAAUGUCCCACCUCAUGACUACUGCUGCUGAGAAACUAAGACUGAUUAACUGAUAUUCAGGAUGAGCUGGUUCUCUGUACUGAAAGAAGCACAGGCAGUGGCGGCCUGUAGGCUUGGAAACUUGCGGAAAUGAUAAUGGUGGCAGGAGUUUCGUUCAAAUUUCAAAUGUAGUUGUAAAAUUGACCUGUAAAGCCAUUUUUAAGGUGUUGGACAAUAUGUGUCCAUAUUUAAAUAUUUUUUUAACGUGGGUUCAUCACACGAAAAUGGCAUUAGGAAAGAAGUAACAGAAAGAGAAUACAAGAAAAGUAUCGCAGUGUUUUGCCAUGUGAUGUCCAAUAAUGUGUCAGCACUGUGGCAACGUUUUAGCAAUAUUUUGGCAACAUUUGCUGGUUUUUCCGCCAAUAAUUCCCACAGGCUUUUACUGUGCCCAGAGACUGCACCAAACAUUAAGGAUGUUAAGGACGUAGUUUAAAAUAAAUGUGCCACAAAUUGUUUUGCCAAUGACUGUCUCUGUGACACCGUGGCAAAGUUGUGGUAACAUUUUAGCAAUAUUUUGGCAACAUUUGCUGGCCCCACAAGUCAGUGUACAAGGGACGGUGGAUGUUCAGCCAUACUGGCCUGUCUUGCACUGGAUUAAAAUGUCACAUGAUGUCAUAUCCUGUCACAUGACCAGUGGAAUCUAUGUGUAAGUGCUCAAAAAAAAAUAAUCUCAAAGAAAAUAUCUCAAAGUCUUCCAAGCCUCCUUUUUUUUGCAUUAUGGUUUAGAAAAUGUAUGUAAUUUUUUUUUCUACGUAAAAAAAUAUGUUUUGUGUUGUUGAUGAUGAUUAAUAUCCUUGUUUAUAUGUUUUUUAUUUUCCUUUUAUAACAAGAGUUGUAUGAUUUAAGUUAAUUUAUUUUUAUUUAAGUGUAUUUCUAAAUAUUUGUAAUGUUUUCAAGAUUAUUUAAGUUUGCGUUUUUCCUAAGUUGUUCCUGUUACUUGCAAAGGCACUUCGGGAUUGCUGGGAUGUUUUGAGAAAAAGUUAUUUAAAGAAGGAUUGUAAAAAAAUGUUUUUAAUGCUAUUGUUUUCAUUAACAGGCUUUUGUUUGGUUCUCUUCUGAAUGAAGUUUUAGCUUAAAUUAUUUUUCCAAAUAAAGAUUAUGAACUAUCAAAA